Prunus persica (peach) is the source of this 2372-nucleotide messenger RNA. Its product is annotated as mucin-5AC. The coding region runs from base 94 to 2190 and encodes 698 amino acids. Gene Ontology annotation, cellular component: plasma membrane. The record is from RefSeq and is a predicted model, not a curated record. Lineage: Eukaryota; Viridiplantae; Streptophyta; Magnoliopsida; Rosales; Rosaceae. The transcript is spliced from 6 exons. Gene Ontology annotation, molecular function: electron transfer activity.
GAACCGAAAUCUCAUUCUUCACAGAAACAGACGCGUUAACAUACAAACAAGAGAGAGCUAGACAAGAAAAGCAGCACUUACAAGUUACGAAACAUGGGCAGACAACUUACAAUAGCCAUUCUAGCCAUAACAGUGGUUGCUCUGCUCCACUCCACAGCAGCACAGCAAACCCAUGUGGUUGGAGAUAAAUUUGGAUGGCUGGUCCCUCCCGGAGGUGCCUACGCUUAUGAAGCCUGGGCUGAAACGCAAACAUUCGCCGUCGGUGACAUUCUUGUGUUCAACUUCACAAACGGUGACCAAGAUGUAGCCAGGGUCACAAAGGAAGCUUUCAAGACGUGCAAUUCAACAAACCCCCUCACACUUAAAACAACUAGUCCGGCCAAUUUCACUUUGGAUACCAUUGGAGAGUACUAUUUCAUUGGCACCAAGGACAAGCGCUGUGAAUUGGGACAAAAGCUAGCCAUCAACGUGACUGCAGAACAUGGAUCCCCUACUCCAAGCCCUGCACCUAAAUCCAGUCCUGCACCCAGAGGCGCCGUGACUUACGUCGUUGGUGAUCAUUUCGGAUGGAUUGUCCCACCAGGCGGUGAACUUGCUUAUGCUACAUGGGCUUAUGGCAAGACUUUCUAUGUGGGAGACACUCUAGAGUUCAACUUCACAACCGGAGAACAAGAUGUAGCCAGGGUGACCAAGGAGGCUUUUGAAUCCUGCAAUACCACCAAUGCCACAGUUCAGACAGCUGGCCCGGCCUAUUUCAAGUUGGAGACUGUUGGACAGUACUAUUUCAUUGGCACCAAGGACAAGCGCUGUGAAUUGGGACAAAAGCUAGCCAUCAACGUGACUGCUAAUCCUGGACCAAACCCUAGCCCUUCUGUCCCAGCUCCUGCCCCAACCCCCAGAGGACCAGUCACUUACACCGUUGGUGAUAAGUUGGGUUGGAUUGUCCCAGGCAGCGGAUAUGCUUAUGCCACUUGGGCUUAUGGCAAAACUUUCAUCGUGGGAGACACUCUAGUUUUCAACUUUGCGAAUGACACACAAGAUGUAGCUGUGGUGACCAAGUCAGCUUAUGAAAACUGCACAACCAACAAUACGAUUGCUGUUUAUUCAAAGAGUCCAGUAAGCAUCCUUCUCAACACCAGUGGUGAGCAUUUCUUCACCUCCACGUACGAUCGCCACUGCGUCUUGGGACAAAAACUAGCCAUUAACGUGACAGCCAGUAGCACAGCCACCUCCCCCUCUGGUUCCGUAGCACCUUCCUCACCUACUACCUCUACCGGUGGCCCGGGCUCUGCUCCUGCUCCAUUCAGCUCUGCCCCUUCCACGAUUGGCAGCGGACACUUCACUUUCGUGCUCAUUUCCAUGGCAGCUUUCUUCCAACCAAAACUUUUAGUAAAGUUGAAGAACAGAGGAAAGAAAAACAGAGCAAGAGAAAACAGGGGCGACCUGACCUUCAAAAACACAAAAGCGAUGGCAAAGAACUCAAACACGGCGUUUUUUGUAGCCAUGGCGGCUCUGGCUUUGGUAAUGAACUCGGUGGGGGCAGCAAAUACUUAUGAAGUGGGUGAUGCGUUCGGUUGGGUCGUCGCUCCCUCUGUAACUUACUCUACCUGGGCUUCAAACAAGACCUUCACUGUUGGCGACGUUCUUGUGUUCAAAUUUAGCACCGGAAAUCAUGACGUAGCUAAAGUGACAAAGGCAAAUUAUGAUUCUUGCAGUGCCACGAGCCCCAUUUCAUUGGAGACUAAAGGCCCUGCAAAUCUCACACUGAGCACUUCAGGGGAGCAUUAUUACAUUUGUACCUUUGGUGGCCAUUGUGCUGGUGGUCAAAAGUUGAGCAUCAAUGUCACCGGAACUUCAUCUCCAGCGCCAGCUCCUGCACCAAGUACUAGCUCUCCUCCUCCUUCACCUUCACCUUCACCACCGACCGCUGUUCCGGCACCCGCUCCCAGUACUAGUUCUCCUCCUCCACCCCCGUCCACUGUUCCUGCACCGGGUCCGAGUACUAGCACUACCCCUGGCAGCGGCGCCAGCCCUCCAUCUGGCAACCCCAGCAGCCCAACCACUCCAUCAUCACCAACACCAGAAGGUUCGGCUAGCCCUCCACCACCACCGCCAAGUGCAGCAACAUCUCUUAGGGUUGCUGGCCUAUCUGCGACCUUCCUUUCCAUUGCUUUGGCUUUGUUGUUUUAGAUGGAUGCGUGUCGGUAUAUAGUUAAUUUGCGUGAUGUGAUUCAUUUAAAUUAAUUAUUAGACAUGGCGUACGUGAUUGUUGUUUUUAUACACAAUAUAUUAUUGAUAACUUUUUUUGCAUAAUAAUAAUAAAGCUGAUUUUGAGUUUUGACAUUUCAGCUAUGGAGGUUUUCUUCCGUUCA